GGGGGGGUCGUCAUCGCGCUGGCUGCCUCUCCGCUCCGCGCUAAGCGUCGCCAGCUCCGCAGAGCGUCCUGCUCCUUUAAACGCCGCCUGAGCGCCUUCUAAUCCCCGCCGAAGGGGGGAAGGUCAGCGCGGACAGGGAGCGGAGCGCCCGCCGCCUUGGGGUGGGGCGAGCGCAGGUUGGCGCGCUGGCUAAAGGUCGCCCUGGGCUGCUCCCUUUCCAGAUCCGCUUUCGGAAACUUUCACGCGCAGGGCGGAUGUUCAGCUGGGCGGCGGCGGCGGCAACAGCUCUUCUCCAGGCAAGCGCUGCCCAACUUGCGCACCGGAGCACUUUGCGCGUGGGCUCCCCCGCCGCACCCGACAUCUAGGCAGUCCGCGUGGACUUGCCCCCGCCCACCUUCCUCCUAUUAAUUCCCAUUAUUGAAUUCCACCGGAUCCGCUCCGGUCUCAGUCCCGGAUCGAGCGCCUAGUUUUCGGCCGAGAGUAGCUGGUGCUCGGCGCUGCGCAGGUCCAGCGGCGUCGCCCUUUCGACUUGAACCUCGCGGGCAGGAUCAUGCGGGCGCGCCCCUGCUGGACGCUGCGCGCGGGGCUGCUGCUGCUGCUGGCCGCGCCGGAGGCGGAGGGCGGCUGCGCGGCGCUGGGGCGCUGCUGCGCGGGCCGGAGCAUGGCGUGCGUGAGCACCGGCUGGAGGGCGGACGGGUCCCACGGGCCCUGCUACUGCGACCAGGCGUGCCCUUACACCUUGGACUGCUGCCAGGACUACCGGCAGGUGUGCCCAGUGGUCUCCUGCGUGGUCUCUGAGUGGAGCGAAUGGAGCAGCUGUGCGGAGACUUGCAAGGCAGCGUACCGUGUGAGGAGGAGGCACAUCAUCCGGGAGCCGAGAAAUGGCGGCGAAGCCUGCCCUCCUCUCGAGGACAAGGCUGGCUGUUUUGAGUAUUGGACUCGGCAAGGAACAGAGUGCAAGCAGCCCUUCAUCCCAGCAUUAAUAACCACUGGAGGCUAUGGGAAAGCGAGGAGAAAGCGAGCUGUGUCCAUUGAGAAUGAAAGAGCCGGGUACUGUGUCGAAUUUCAGCUCAUGGCCAUCACAGAAGGAUGUCUGCGUGGGAACAGCUCUUACACUCAUUGGAUGAAAUAUCUCAGCGAAGGACACCUGGUGUGUGUUGAGUGCCAGCACCCAGCUUUGGAUUCCAGGAACCUGCACUGCUCAGGGGAUGGCAGCGGAGCCAAAAAGAAUCAGCUACUGCACUGGCAGGCCGUAGGAAACCCAAGAUGCAGAGGGACCUGGAAGCGAGUUCGCCAGCUGCACACUUGCUCCUGCCCUUCUGUCCACAGCUUCUUGUUCAUCUGACUUUCAAGUAGUUGUCCCUCUGCCUUGAGUCUGCAUCUCCUCCUUGGUUCUCCUGAAUUCAGCUGUGAAACAGCCACAGUUGCGAUGCCAACAGAUAUUAUAGAAUCAUAGAGUUGGAAUAGACCACAAGGGCCAUCAAGUCCAACCCCCUGCCAAGCAGGAAACACCAUC
Podarcis muralis (Common wall lizard) is the source of this 1516-nucleotide messenger RNA. Its product is annotated as somatomedin-B and thrombospondin type-1 domain-containing protein-like. The record is from RefSeq and is a predicted model, not a curated record. NCBI's taxonomy places the organism in Eukaryota, Metazoa, Chordata, Lepidosauria, Squamata, Lacertidae.